Molecule: messenger RNA, 390 nt
Organism: Staurois parvus
Lineage: Eukaryota; Metazoa; Chordata; Amphibia; Anura; Ranidae
Source: the annotation of a GenBank genome assembly
CCACUUCCCUAUCAUAUCACGACUCGACUACUGCAACUCCCUCCUCACUGGCCUAACCUGGCCGCUGGCUAUCCCCGCUCAGUAUACCGCCCCCCCCCUCUGCCAAUCCUAUCCACUGAGUCUCCACUCAGUGUCCUCCACCCCCCUCUGCCAAUCCCUGGAGAUCUGGCCUCCACUCAGUGUCCUCCACCCCCCUGGAGAUCAAUCCCUCCACUGGCCUCCACUCAAUGUCCUCACAUCCCCCUCUGCCAAUCCCUCCACUGGCCUCCACUCAGUGUCCUCCCCCCCCCUCUGUAUUAUAAAUCCUCCACUGGCCUCCACUCAGUGUCCUCCACCCCCCUCUGCCAAUCCCUCUACUGGCCUCCACCCCCCACUGCCAAUCCCUCCACU